GUGCAUUUACUGACUAACUUCAGGCCGAGCGCAUGGCCCAAACCGCAGGCGCCGCUGAUUUCCAGGUCGCAGACGAAUACACUUCUCCCAAGACGAUCGAGCGCUGGACGUAUAUCUUUGGCCACUCACGCAUGGACACCGUCAAGCUGAUCACAGCACAGCGCGAAUAUGGGCUGAGCCAACUUUCCACUGAAUGCAACUCAAGUUCUCUCUGACAAUCUACUAGUAACCCGCUCCCGCAUCAGCGACGCGCACUGUGUCCUUAUCAAAGACGCCGAAGAAACAGCCAGCUGCGACC
This is a messenger RNA of Paraphaeosphaeria sporulosa, 298 nucleotides long. RefSeq lists its product as uncharacterized. Lineage: Eukaryota; Fungi; Ascomycota; Dothideomycetes; Pleosporales; Didymosphaeriaceae. The coding region runs from base 33 to 215 and encodes 60 amino acids. The record is from RefSeq and is a predicted model, not a curated record. The transcript has a single exon.